Molecule: messenger RNA, 448 nt
Organism: Brassica napus (rape)
Lineage: Eukaryota; Viridiplantae; Streptophyta; Magnoliopsida; Brassicales; Brassicaceae
Exons: 2
Coding region: 73-291 (72 amino acids)
Source: RefSeq, a predicted model, not a curated record
AAUUAUAUAACAAUCAUAAGAUAAAAACAAGAGAAGAACUUAGGAUAAAACUUGAUUUCAUAAGAUCUAAGAAUGGCCAAAUGGAGUGCGAUCGUUUUAAUAAUGAUGACGGUGGUUGCUAUUGCGGUCACAGCAGAAGCAAAAUAUGACAGAAACGAGUGGCUUAAAUGUUUUCGCAAAUGUUCUAAACCUUGCAAGACUCACGAUGGUAAUUGUUCUAAACCUUGUAAAGUUCAAUGCGGUGGCCCAAACCCUCCUCAUGGUCCAGGAGGACCCCCUUCCUCCCCCUAGUUCUCCUCGAACUUUACAUGGGAUGACAUCUGCGGAAGUUCGCGAAGGGAAAGAAAGAUAAAAAAAUACAUAGAAAGUUUGUGAUCAUGUCUGCAGUCUUAACUUCUUGUUAAAAUUGAAUAAAUGUAGUGAUAAUAAUAUAAUUAUUUCUAAUUUA